AGAGAGUAUAUAAAAAGAAAGGAGGGGGUUAUGUUAUUGUUAUGUGGCUUUAGGCUACAAGCAAAGGACAAGAAGAUUGGUGUCGUAGUGUGAGCUACUCUGUGGUUCGCUCUUCUUCUUCUUCUUCUUCUUCUUCUUCUUAUUCUUCUUCUUCUUUUCUUCAACCUCCGCCUUACAAUCCAAACUCUAAAUGAGCUAUUCACUUUCAAUCCCUCAAAUUUCAGGGAUGCUAGGAAAGUCGUUGGCAUCCCCUAUAUCAACCAUUGAUUCUGCUACUCGUUUCUGCUGUUCUACUCGCUGCACUGCCACAGCCAUAUCAGAUGCUGUAUGUUCAAAUGUGAGUUUCUCCUAUUAUCCUGCAAAGCAUACGAUAAAGGGUGUGAGAAGACAAAAUCCCUAUCCUAGGAAGUGGGAAGUCUGUUCAUCUACUCAAGUUGAAAGCUUAAUAUUAAGUGAUGAAGAUAAGAAGACAUGGGAAGCUUGUCGGCAAGCUCUGUCUGUGUUCAGCUUCAGUGUUGAGGAGCAAGAUAAGAUGCUUGGAAAGGCGUUCGGCCACAUUCAUUCACCCUACUGGGGUGAAGACAGAAAGAAGAAAGUUCCUAAUAUUGAAAUUGUAAAUGAUAUACUGGAAUAUCUGAGGACGACACUUGGCCUUUCUAAUGACGAUCUCUCUAAGCUGCUAAAGAAAUUCCCGGAAGUUCUUGGCUGCAAUCUUGAGCGGGAGCUGAAAACCAACGUACAAUUGUUGGACAAAGAGUGGGGAAUUCAAGGCAAAUCACUAAGGAAUCUUCUUCUGCGUAAUCCCAAGGUACUGGGCUAUUAUGUUGAUUGUAAAGGAGACUGCAUAGCAAAAUGCACCAGAUGCUGGGUUCGAUUCUAGAGCUAUAAUGGUUCUCAAUCUAUGGUUGAAUAUUCCCAAAAGAUAGGUAUGCUUCUAACUAAAUUUAUAUCAAUUGAAUAUUUUGUUAAAGAAUAUUCAGAAGUAUGUGCGAAUAUUAAAAGGACCCCGAAGGAAAAAUGGGAGUAUAGAUGCGGCAAGGCUUCAAGAAGCUGAAUAUUUGCAUAAGAGAUGGGGAGAUGGCUGCCAAAGAUCACUUAAAUAUAUUAUCAAUUAGAAAAUUGGUCCUUAUGGAAAAAAAUACAGCACUGAUUUUUAUUCCAAUUGUAAGCAACACAAGCCACUUAGAUAUAGUACAACAGAGGUGGGAAAAUCAACAUAAUCAAAAAGAGAGAAUGCAAGAGAAACCCUUGGCUUCAAUAUAUUGAUAGGUAAAUAACACCAAUCCUAUAUAGUUGGCCUGGGAGGAAAACUCUUGCAAAAUACACUCACCCACAAUAAAUUAUCAUCAUUAACAGAAGGAAUCCUUCUAGAAGAAUUCCAUAACAUAAUGAAUUUUGAGAAGGAAAUCAAGAUACUCAAACCCAAAAUCCAAUUAAGGCUAAUGAGUUGUCUUAACUGGAAGGUUGAAACAUCUUGAUCAAUAACACAUUUAUAUGCCAGAUGAGCAAUGCUCACCUUGGCAUUUUUAUACACAUUAAUAGUAUAUAAACAUAAAUGGAAAAUACAAAGAAUUAAAUGACCUCCAAUAUAUAAAAGGAAAUAGUGUAGAAGUAGGGUUGGAAGAGUAGAGUGGAAAUUAGGGGCACUUGGGCUUAUUGCCAUGGGUCCUGAGGCGAGCAUAGCAAGGGCAAGCUUGGUGGUUGCCGUAAGUGCCGGGCGGGACGCAGUGACACCGACUGCAGCAAGUCCCACAAGCACGCAUACAUAUCUUCUUUCUGAACACUUUGCUGCAUCUCCUUGAACAUUCACUUUUGCAAUCUACCCCAAACCAAUUCAACCCAACCUGAUUGUUAAUUUCACUCCAAAUUUUGUGUUAUAAGUUUCUUUAUAUAAAAAAAGAAAAAAAAAUGUUCUGUUACGUGUUUAGUUUUUAAAAUCUCCGUUGGGUGACUAUUUUGUUCUUGACGUUUAUGCUUGUUUUCUCCUAAAUUGCUUACGGUUAUUUUCAGAUUUCUUCAAGAACCACUUGAAACUUUUGUCAAAUUGUAUGAAUGAAAAGAAGUUUUUGAAAACUAUAGUUCCGUUUUGUAAUUUUUUGUUUUUUGAAAAUUAAGCAUAUAAACAAUACCCAUUUUGCACCAAUUUUUAUUGUUUUGUUAUCUAUUUUAUAUUAAGGUUUUUGAAAAUCGCGUUCGAUAACCAUUUGGUUUUUGUUUUUUUUUUUUUUAAAUAUGACUACAAAUUAAAAGUUUAAUGUUCUAUUAGAUACAAAAUUCACUCUCCGUAGAAUUGCUAAUUUAAAAAUUACAAUUUCAAGGAUGCAGAAAACAAUAAUUUAUACCUAUAUUAAUCGAAAGUUUAAAGACUUAUUUGACCGUCCUAAAAUUUAAAUAGGUUAUACCUAUAUUAAUUGAAAGUUUAAAGACCUAUUUGACUAACUUACGAUUUGAAAACCUAUUCUAACACUCAUUUAAGUUGAAAGAAUAAAUUUGUAAUUCUCUAUAUGUAUUAUUACUAUUAUUAUAUUUUAUGGCAACUUACUGAUUUUUGGCUGAUAGUGAUACUUUUUGCUGAGUGCUACUGUAUUGGUCCCUGCAUCCACCUGAAUCCAAUAUAAUGUCAGUAUUCAUAUGAUUGUUAUAAUUAUUUUCAUUCACCUAACUUUUUGUUUUCCUAAUUAUUUAGGACAUGUUAUCAUGACUUUAGCUUAAUUAGUUAAGGUUGAGAACUAGGCUUAGAAAUCCCAUAUAUUCUUCUUUAACUCUUCAUUUGUUCAAACUAUGUUUAUAUGCUCAUCAUUUUUCUUAUAUAUUAAGCCGAAAUUGUAUCUCGUUCCUUGAUACUCUUGCGAUGUUAAACCCUACUCGACCAAAUUAAUUUCAAUGAUUAAGGGGUAUGUAGAGUAGAGUUAUUAAAGUUUGUGAAGUAUAAUAGUUUAUAGAUCGUAAUUGUUCGUGUUUGGGUAUAAACUAUUUUAGUCUCGUAAAAUUGUAUGUGCUUGAGGUGUAUAUUAUUUUAGUCUGGGUAAAUAUAGUAAAUACUGUAAAAAAUAGUUAGUAAUGUAGCAAAUAGGGUUUCAAAAUACUGAUGUUAUAGUCAAUUGUAAAAUAUGAUAUAUAGUUUAAAACGACAAGUUAAUUAGAGCCGAGUGAGGUAGUCCACUCCAAUAACUUUUAAGAGAUUAGAAUAACAAGUUGGAGUUGUUAAGUGGUGGUUGUUUCCAACAAUUAUUAGAUAUAAUAAGCCUUAACAAUAAUCUCAAAAUUUCAAUUCAAUGGAUUGCAAAACAUAGAAAAGGUAAUGAUGGAAAGGUAAAAAGUAAAGUAAGAGAUAUAUAAUAUGGAUGGUGAACACUCACAGUAGUGAUAGCCUCUGAAAAACCCUACAACAAAAUGCAUAAAAGAAUUAAAUUCAUUAAAUGAAAUUUGUUAAAUAAAAAUGUAAACAUGUAAAAAAUAUAUAUACAUAAAAAUAGAAAUAUUACCUGCAGGAGAAAGGAAAGAAUAAUGAAAAUGCAAAGAAGACUGAGUGGCUUCAUUUCUCUAAAAGGAUAUGUCUGAAAAGAUAAUUUGAUUGAUGAACUCAGGUGGCGAAGAUGGUGGGAUAUAUAUAGGUGCAAUGCCUCUCCAAUGUAUAUGGGUUUUUCUUUUUCCAUCUCAAGACAAAAACGAGUAAAAUUACAUAUUUGUCCUUUAAUUUACAUAUAUUAUUUGUUUUUUUU
Molecule: messenger RNA, 3722 nt
Organism: Cucumis melo (muskmelon)
Lineage: Eukaryota; Viridiplantae; Streptophyta; Magnoliopsida; Cucurbitales; Cucurbitaceae
Exons: 4
Coding region: 191-880 (229 amino acids)
Biological process (GO): regulation of DNA-templated transcription
Molecular function (GO): double-stranded DNA binding
Source: RefSeq, a predicted model, not a curated record